Molecule: messenger RNA, 2096 nt
Organism: Macrosteles quadrilineatus (aster leafhopper)
Lineage: Eukaryota; Metazoa; Arthropoda; Insecta; Hemiptera; Cicadellidae
Exons: 2
Coding region: 83-523 (146 amino acids)
Source: RefSeq, a predicted model, not a curated record
AGAAGAAGCAGGGACAAACUACGCGGUCGGGGAGAAACUCAAUGGGUGUGGAGUCUAGUUUAGUGAUGGGUAUCGAGGUCUGAUGAUGAGGAGCAGGACGAAAUGGCGAGGAGGGAAGGAUAGACUGAAGGAGGCCUCCAGGAAACUGAAGGUUAUCCUGAAGAAUUCCAAGAAGCUGAGCAUCUCUCCUGAGGACUUGGGACGACUGAAGGGAGCGAGCAGACUUCAAGAGGUGUGUGACGAGGGGAAAACCUCAGAGAACUGGUUGUUCUAUGGAACUCUAGGUUCAGGGUUCCUUGUUGUAUUACUGCUCAUCUUUAUCAUCUCGGGAGCACUACAGGACUCAAUGUGUGCUCCCAAAAACACGACCAAAGAUAUCCAGAUCCAGACGAUACGCAUAGAGCGAUUGCCUCUGGACGGACCCUUGGAGGCAGAAGACUCGACCCUCUUCAACGACAGCGAGGACGGUGACGAGGGUCAUCUUAGGGCUUCGCCCCACCUCAGACUACGGAGAGGGCGAUAGCGUAGACUGGGGAAGGAUUAGGGCUUAGGAGGAACUGCAAUGAACUGACAGGAGUGAAAAAUGUCCUCACACAUUGGAGUGUUAUGUUUAUUCUUACAGACCUUAGUGUGUGUCUUUAGGGGCAUUGUUAUGAAAACAUAAGUAAAACAUUCAUGGAAAAGCUUUGAACGAAUAUUCUAUUGUGUCUAGAAUUUGAGCUCUAAAUGAACCUAUUGGGGUUUCUAGUUCAUUUUGUGGUAAAAUAUGGUUUCGAAAAUGGGUGGGUAAAGUAAACAUUAUAGCAUGGAUGCUAGUUAAAUAACUUUAUUUGGAAGUGAUAUAGUAUUGAAUAAGGAUGUGGAUUUCACUGAUGUGUUUCCUUUUCACUGUAUUAUAAUAUUAUUGGAUAAAAAUUCAAAUUACUAAUGCCAUUGCUACUGUAAUCAAGUAAAGUUUGAGACAAAAAUUUUAGACAAAAGUCCACAAAACACAAAGUUGUCUAAGUUAAAUCUGAAGCUAAGUGGUGUACUUUUAAAGACACAUAUACGAGCUGUACGUUAAAUAACCAGUUUAUUCUGAUUAAGAUAAGUUUCAGCAUAAUAAUGAAAUGAGUUUUAUAUUUCCUAACUUGAAUGAAUGCUUUACUUAGGGAUUCCUCUAAUGAUCCUUUUUAAUUGGCUAAACACAAAUAAUAUUUUCAUAUAAAAUAGCACUACGUUACGAACAUAGCCAUUUUCUUUAUAGAUUAGCAAUCAAAAUAUAUUAUAAAAGAUUGUGGGCGAGGGAAAUUUUCUUUGAUCAAUAUUUACAGAAUAAAUUAAUAUUUGUAAGAAAGAAGUGAUUUUCUAGUUGCUUAUUUUAACAAUUAAAAACAAAUACCUUUCUUGAAACAAACUAAAGACUAGUCCGGUUUAUUUUUUAGGUCAGAUAGCACUCAAUUUAAAAACGUAACAUAAAUCAACAAAUGAGUAGUUUUCCAUUGUUGUACAAUAUCUUUUGGGUAAGUUUAAUUUAGGUAGAUAUAAAUUAAAUGCUAAAGUCAGAACCAAAAUAUUUUAAUGUACAAUAUUACAGCCACUACUUUUCAAUGAACAAAAUAGUCUAAGUCAUAAAAGUUUGGAUCUUUGCAGGGUAAAACAUUUGUAGGAAUAACAAUGAUAUUUGAUCAUGUGUUAAUAAGUAUUCAAAACUUUGGAUAACCCAAUCCCUUGAACCAAACCAUUUUUCCUUUUGAGUUAUUAUAAAAACAAUACCACACUGAGCCUCUUGAAACUAAAUAUUUAGUGCUUUUAAUUUUUUAAGUCAAAAUAUAAUCAUCACUGAAAUAUUGGGUUUAUUGAGGCUUAACAGACAUUCUGUCUAUUCAAAAUAUGAACAUAUGUGACAUUCAAUACUAAAAUGUAUAAAUUAUGUAUAAUAAAGUAACUAAAAACUUCGUGCGGUUCCAAAUUACUUUAUUUUUACUUGUAAAACAAUCUCAAAACAUUGUUUUUCUAAACUGUAGCUAUAUGUAAGUGACAUUAAAAAGUUAGAUUUUUAGAUUUUAUUCGAUCUUUUUCCUAUUGUUGUAAUUGGUUGUAAUUUCAUAUUUGUA